Messenger RNA from Raphanus sativus (radish), 1618 nucleotides. RefSeq names its product probable pectate lyase 18. Gene Ontology annotation, molecular function: pectate lyase activity. The transcript has 3 exons. The coding region runs from base 102 to 1322 and encodes 406 amino acids. The record is from RefSeq and is a predicted model, not a curated record. Lineage: Eukaryota; Viridiplantae; Streptophyta; Magnoliopsida; Brassicales; Brassicaceae.
CAAAGUUUCAUCUUCUCUCCAUUCCCACUCAAACCUUCUUUCCUCCAUCUGCGUUUCCCUCUUCUCUUACUUGAAGCCAAGAGAAGGAAAAAGAAAGAAAAAUGCAGACGAAGAAGCUCUUUAUCUCCAUAGUCUCCUUUCUUCUCUAUGCUCCGUUCAUCUUAUCUUCACCAGUACCAGACCCUGAAGCUGUUGUCGAUGAAGUUCACAAGAGCAUUAAUGCGUCGGUUGCUGGAAGAAGGAAGUUAGGUUACCUCUCAUGCACCACUGGUAACCCUAUCGACGACUGUUGGCGAUGCGACCCACACUGGGAGACCAACCGUCAACGUCUCGCAGACUGUGCCAUCGGGUUCGGCAAGAACGCUAUAGGAGGCCGAGACGGUCGUAUCUACGUGGUGACAGACUCAGGAAACGACGACCCAGUGACACCCAAACCCGGAACGUUAAGACACGCCGUGGUCCAAGACGAGCCACUAUGGAUCAUUUUCCAACGAGACAUGACCAUUCAGCUGAAAGAAGAGCUGAUCAUGAACUCUUUCAAGACCAUAGACGGUCGUGGAGCGUCAGUACACAUCUCUGGUGGGCCAUGCAUUACGAUCCAGUACGUGACAAACAUCAUCAUCCAUGGGAUCCAUAUCCAUGACUGUAAGCCAGGUGGGAACGCUAUGGUGCGGAGCUCACCACGGCAUUAUGGAUGGAGAACGAUAUCGGACGGUGACGGUGUCUCGAUCUUUGGAGGGAGUCAUGUUUGGGUUGACCAUUGUUCGUUAUCUAACUGCGAAGACGGGCUUAUUGAUGCCAUUAUGGGCUCCACGGCUAUUACUCUGUCUAACAAUUACAUGACGCAUCAUGACAAGGUCAUGUUGCUUGGCCAUAGUGACUCUUACACUCGUGACAAGAACAUGCAAAUCACCAUUGCUUUUAACCACUUUGGUGAAGGUCUUGUUCAAAGAAUGCCAAGGUGUAGACAUGGGUACUUCCAUGUGGUGAACAAUGACUAUACACAUUGGGAGAUGUAUGCUAUUGGUGGAAGUGCUGACCCUACAAUCAAUAGUCAAGGGAACAGAUUUUUGGCCCCGGAUAUCAGAUUUAGCAAAGAAGUGACUAAGCAUGAGGACGCCCCAGAGAGUGAGUGGAAGAGUUGGAACUGGAGAUCCUCUGGUGAUUUAUUAUUAAAUGGUGCGUUUUUUACGCCUUCCGGUGGUUCAUCCUCCUCUGGCUACGCCAAGGCUUCGAGUCUUGGGGCUAGACCGUCUUCUCUAGUUGGACCGUUGACGGUUGGUUCUGGUGCAUUGAAUUGCCGCAAGGGUUCCCGUUGCUGAUUGUGGAGGCUUGCUUAAGUUUAUUUUUAGCAAAUUAAAAAGAAAUUAUAUAGAAAAGGCAAUUAAAGCCACCAAUUAAGGGGUUAAGUUAUAUAACUUUCAUUACCCACCUUUAAUUACUCUAUUGAUUUUUCUUCUUUUUGGGGUAAAGUUGAGGAGAAAACAACCUCUGGCUUCACUGCUCUUUUAGGACCCAUCUAAGGAUUUUCUGUUUUAAGGUAUCUUUUAUUAGGUUGAAAGUGUAGUAACAAGUGCAGAUGUGUUGAUCUUCAUAUUAAUAUAAUAUAAUUUGUGUA